Messenger RNA from Volvox carteri f. nagariensis, 7023 nucleotides. RefSeq lists its product as uncharacterized. Lineage: Eukaryota; Viridiplantae; Chlorophyta; Chlorophyceae; Chlamydomonadales; Volvocaceae. The transcript is spliced from 10 exons. Bases 1 to 7023 code for a protein of 2340 amino acids. The record is from RefSeq and is a predicted model, not a curated record.
AUGGCAGAUCGGCCUCCUUCGAAGCGGCUUCGGCUCGGUUCGCUUGCAGACGGGUUCCGUUGUGGGAGAACACGUCCGUUUAGUGAUUUGUGCACUGACCAAGCACCUCAGCAGCGGCAGCAUGCUGCAUCACAGCAGACAGCCGCGCCAGCUAAUUCAAGGGGGUCCGCAGAGGGCCAGCAAGCGGUUGCUGCUGUCGAUACGCCGGUGGAGGAGCAGCAACAGGCUGCUGAACCUUCUGCUGCGGAAUUACGGGCUAAAUGGCGACGGCAGAAAGCUGCACAGCGUGCCGCAGCCCCUCCUGAGUUGCGGGUGUUGCAGCGCCAGCAGGAUGCUGCACGGCACGCAGCUGCACGUGCCGACCCGGAGGUGGGGGCGCAGCUGCGGCUGUAUAACACUGCACAUCACGCGGCUGCUCGUACUGACCCGGAGGUGAGGGCGCAGGAGCAGCUGCAGAACACUGUGCAGCGUGCCGUUGCCCGUGCUAAUCCCGAGGUGAGGGCGCAGGAGCAGCAGCGCAACACGGCCCAGCAUGCGGCUGCACGGCAGGUGCAGCAGCAGAACCAGCAGGCCGGCCCUAGGGAUACAAUAUUGGCUCGCAUGCACCGUCUCCUGCGAUUCACGGACCUCCAUCGUGGCGACGUCAUUGACUUGCCAGAAUUUAUUUUGGCGAUUCCAGAGGGCCGCGUGCAGGAUCUUCCUGGCGUGUGCUCGGAGGACCAGUCGACGGUGCUGCACUGGAUGGAUAUUCCCAACGUUGACAUUUUACGUGCAGACAUCAUGUGUACGGACGCUGUGCAGCGCUGGGGACGUACUCUAGUGUGGCGACGGAUGGCGCGUACAUCUCAGGGAGAUGCGCCACCGCCACCUGAGCCAGUCCUGCCUGCUCGGUAUCGUGUUAGCCGGGCUGAGCGGGCUGGUGCUGUGGAUGAGGACGGCGGCAGUGCUAGUGGAGCAGGCAGGCUGGUGGAUGAUGUAGCGGAAGGGGCAUUGGAGAUGGGUGGUGAUGCUCCGGAGACUGGUGAUUUAGAGGCAGCGGCGGCUGGGCAGGAGCCGGCCGAGCAACUUCCGCUGGACCAACAGCCGCUGGACCAACAUCCGCUGGACCAACAGCCGCUGGACCAACAUCCGUUUAGUGAUUUGUGCACUGACCAAGCACCUCAGCAGCGGCAGCAUGCUGCAUCACAGCAGACAGCCGCGCCAGCUAAUUCAAGGGGGUCCGCAGAGGGCCAGCAAGCGGUUGCUGCUGUCGAUACGCCGCUGGACGGUCAUUCCACCUUCGAGGCGACGUUCGAUUGCGCAUACCUGCAGGUAGACGCGUUCACAGCGCUAUCUGCGGGCGCCGAGCAAUCUCCUGAGGUGGCGACCACAGCGGCAGUACUGGUGGAGGCUGAGGAGCAGGAGGGCUACACGGUGACCAACGCCGUGCAUAACUACGUGCUGCGGGGGGAAGAACUCAGCGGCCUGGACUGCAGUGUGUACAACAUAGCCUCCAACUACGAGGUCCGACGUGUGCCGCCAGCUCAGCACCCGCACCGAGAGCGAUUGGGUCUACAGAUCCCGGUGGCAGCUCGACGCCGCAAGCGCACUACCCCAGCCACACCCAUAACCGCCCCUGUGCCUGCCCCUGUGCCUCUGCUGACUGCAGCCCCGGCCCCUCCUCCUGAGCCACCUGCUCCUACAGCUGCAGCGACACUCGACCAGCCAACUUCUCAGACAGCCACGGAGCUGCCCCGCCUGGUGGCCUUCCACAGCAUGCAUCCGCUGUACAAAACACAUGUCCACAUCCGCCUGCCGCGGCCACGAUAUGUACAGCUUGGAGGCUCUCUUCCCCGCCGGCCCCGCCCUGGCACCUCUGCUGCGGGCAUGGCGCAGUACUACGCGUUUGUCCUGGGUACUUUCAAAGCUCACCGGGGUCAGCCCAUCCCCCCCGGGCUGACUGUAAAGGAAGCCUACGACACCUGGUGGGCAGAGCUGGGCACUACCGAGGCAGGUCGCUCGUACCAGGCAUACGUAUCGGUGCUGCUGGACAACAUCGAAGAGGACCACGCUGGGAAAGCCCGCCAUCAGGCGGAGUACAACCAACGGCGCCGCCAGCAGCGUGCAGCAGCGGCAGCAGCCGCGCUGCCUGAAGGUGACAGCACGAGCGCUUCGGAUGGAGAUACCGAUGACGGCAUCCGCGGGCAUCUCAGGCCUGAUCCUGAAACACAGCCGCCCGCCGAGGACCAGCUGGAGCACUUCGUGUACAUCCCAGGUCAGGAGUAUCCGACGGCUGGCACCGACCUCGCCGCCGUCGCUCUUACGGACCUGUUUGACUGCACCAACGCUGCUGGCGUGUAUGCCUAUGAUGCAGCACGGCGCUGCCGGGCCCCGGCCCUAGCGGAUGGCCAUGGUGCAGGCAGCGAUCGUUUCAGCCGUCGGAUCACACCAGCGGACCUGCCCCUCCUGACUGAAGCAACCAAGCGUCUGAAGCGGUAUCUCGUUGCCGCAGCAGCCGGCACUGUUGAGGCAGAUGGGGGCGCCCACACGGGACUGACGGCCACACCUGAGAUGGACACCCCUCGUGUCGAGCUGCACCGCCCCACCAGCGGACCCCUGGUCGCCAUCGUGCGCAUGCCUGGCACUCCUGAGCGGACUGAACAGGCUCGCAUGCCCAUCUAUGUGCACCUCCCCCAGCCGCCCAGCAUCGACGACACCAUCGAGCUGUUCACGCUUGCCCCCCACCAGGCCGUAGACGCGUUCACAGCGCUAUCUGCGGGCGCCGAGCAAUCUCCUGAGGCGGCGACUACAGCAGCAGUACUGGUGGAGGCUGAGGAGCAGGAGGGCUACACGGUGACCAACGCCGUGCAGAGCUAUGUGCUGCGGGGGGAAGAACUCAGCGGCCUGGACUGCAGCGUGUACAAUAUCGUCUCCAGCUAUGAGGUUCGACGUGUGCCGCCAGCUCAGCACCCGCACCGAGAGCGAUUGGGUCUACAGGUCCCGGUGGCAGUUCGACGCCGCAAGCGCACUACCCCUGCCGCACCCAUAACCGCCCCCGUGCCUGCCCCUGUGCCUCUGCUGACUGCAGCCCCGGCCCCUCCUCCUGAGCCACCUGCUCCUACAGCUGCAGCGACACUCGACCAUCCAACGUCUCAGACAGCCACGGAGCUGCCCCGCCUGGUGGCCUUCCACGGCACGCAUCCGCUGUACAGAACACAUGUCCACAUCCGCCUACCGCGGCCGCGAUAUGUACAACUUGGAGGCUCUCUUCCCCGCCGGCCCCGCCCUGGCACCUCUGCUGCGAGCAUGGCGCAGUACUACGCGUUUGUCCUGGGUACUUUCAAAGCUCACCGGGGUCAGCCCAUCCCCCCCGGGCUGACUGUAAAGGAAGCCUACGACACCUGGUGGGCAGAGCUGGGCACUACCGAGGCAGGUCGCUCGUACCAGGCAUACGUAUCGGUGCUGCUGGACAACAUCGAAGAGGACCACGCUGGGAAAGCCCGCCGUCAGGCGGAGUACAACCAGCGGCGCCGCCAGCAGCGUGCAGCAGCGGCAGCAGCCGCGCUGCCUGAAGGUGACAGCACGAGCGCUUCGGAUGGAGAUACCGAUGACGGCAUCCGCGGGCAUCUCAGGCCUGAUCCUGAAACACAGCCGCCCGCCGAGGACCAGCUGGAGCACUUCGUGUACAUCCCAGGUCAGGAGUAUCCGACGGCUGGCACCGACCUCGCCGCCGUCGCUCUUACGGACCUGUUUGACUGCACCAACGCUGCUGGCGUGUAUGCCUAUAAUGCAGCACGGCGCUGCCGGGCCCCGGCCCUAGCGGAUGGCCAUGGUGCAGGCAGCGAUCGUUUCAGCCGUCGGAUCACACCAGCGGACCUGCCCCUCCUGACUGAAGCAACCAAGCGUCUGAAGCGGUAUCUCGUUGCCGCAGCAGCCGGCACUGUUGAGGCAGAUGGGGGCGCCCACACGGGACUGACGGCCACACCUGAGAUGGACACCCCUCGUGUCGAGCUGCACCGCCCCACCAGCGGACCCCUGGUCGCCAUCGUGCGCAUGCCUGGCACUCCUGAGCGGACUGAACAGGCUCGCAUGCCCAUCUAUGUGCACCUCCCCCAGCCGCCCAGCAUCGACGACACCAUCGAGCUGUUCACGCUUGCCCCCCACCAGGCCGUGCCCUUUAUGCUCAUGGCUCGGUACUUCGAUCAUCGCGAUGAGCCCAACCCUGGCGACCCGCCACAGAUGCUUGUGGAGGGCAAGCCCGGUACCGGAAAGAGCCAGUUCGUACAAGCGCUCCUGUGGUACACCUUCCAGCAUGGCUGUCCGCACUGGGCGGCCACCUGCGCCUACUCAUGGGCUGCUGCAACUGCCUUCAGCACGCCGGUGCAUCGCAGCCUCUCUACCCACGCCAUGUUCGCCCUAUCUGCUGGCAGCAACCGAGCGGACAGCGUCAGGAAAGGCAGCGCAGCCAGCCGACAGGUGCAUCGGAAUGUCGGUGAUGGUGCACUCAUCAUUGACGAGAUCGGCAUGAACAGCCUGGACCACCUGGGUGCGUGCAACCAGUCCUGCACUCGUCACCUGUUGCCGCCACCGCAUCUCGCCGGCGACCACCCCGCCGCCACCAUCUUCAGCGGCCGUCCCAGCGCCAACACGGGCGACGAGUUCCAGCACCCGAAGCCAGGUGGCCCGCCCCUCUACAAGUACGCCGCUGCUGUGGAAUGCAACCCUCAGUUCUCGCCCUCUGUCCCAACCGUGCAACCUCUGCACGGAGACGAGGACAACGAUGGCGACCCUAAUGAGGCCGCCGCUGGAUCUCAAGGCAGUCAGCAGCAACCCGAAGCAGCAGCACGCCGGCCCCGGGCCGUCCCACAGACGCAGAGCUGCAUACUUGAGGGCUUCCGGGUUUACCGAUCCCUGGCUAAGACGGUCUUCUUGCUGGAGAAGCAGCAGCGCCAGGACAGCAGCCCCUCUGGUCGUCGCCUGACAGAGUAUGCCUCUAUGUUUGGCGGUGAGCCAGCCACCGAGCAGCGCAUAGCCGAGAUGGUCGACGACCUUAACAGCCGCGCCAUCGUCGACUUGGCCGACCUGGCACACCUCGAGCCGCGCGUCGUGCUGCAGAGGAACGAACCACGCCACACACUCAAUACCCGGCUCAUCAUGCUGGAGGCACAGCGCAAGAAGCAGCGCCUUGUGGUGUGGAAUGCGGACCACGUCCCUGUCCAGAAGCGCGGUGCUGCUGCGGAACCGGGCCUGACACACGUGGAGAAAGCAGUUGCGAUGCGGAUCAAGGAUCACGAGUUUGGCCACACCACCGCCGACACGUGGUACUACCAUGGCGCCCGAUACAUCCUCCUUGAUACGACUGCUGCCGAUGCCGGAGCGAGCCACAACAACGAGGUGGAAGCCUGCGGCCUGCUUGAGGAUGGCCGCGAGCCAGCCGAUGAUGGCCGUGGCCCCUACCGCCGGCUCAAGUACCUUCCAGCGGCUGUCAUUGUGCGGCCUAUAAGCGGCCACAUCCCCGGCACCGUGCUGCAGGGCCUUGGAGACUACGCCAGCAGGGGUGGUGCCUUCAUCCUGUCACCCCGGGCGUCUUGCAUUGCCGAGGUCGACAUGCCUGCCGCCGGGUACGGCACCAUCACAAAGCAGAUCCGGCGCCUCAACGUACCGCUCGGCGACCGCCAGGCGGUCACCGAUUACUUCGUGCAAGGCCGCAGCUUCAAAGACGAGUGCUGGCUGGUGGAUCUCGCUGUCCCACCCAACGGCAUCAAGCGCGCCACCCUGUAUGUGCUGCUGACCCGCUUCAAGACGCUGGACCACGUCCGUCUGCUCCGGCCGCUCUACACUACACCGCACGAGCACAAGAGGAUAAUCAAGCAGUUCCUCAGCGCGACUAACCUCGAGCCGGACCUGGCCGCCAACCUGCGCCUGCUGAAGCAGGCAGCGCGCGAGACCGAGCAACGAUAUACGGCCGAGUUCCAGCAUGCACGACAGCUGGAAGCGCGAAUUUGCCACCAGCCAGCACAGGAGCUACGGCCCACUCCGCGGGUGCUGCCCAGAGCCUGCCUUGACGACCCAGCUAGUGUGGAGGUGCCGUACUGCAUGCGGUUAGAGCCGGAUCUGCCCAACCGCACUAUGCUGGUCGGCGACAGUGUUGCAGAACGCAUGUUCAUAUGCAACGCCUGCCACAAGGCCUUGAGUGCCUGCCGAGUUCCCGAAGCUGCACUGGCGCGUCUGGACCCUGGCGAUGUGCCGCGCGUCAACCAUCUGGGUGACCCUCUGCCGUCGCCCACUUUCCUGGAGGGGCAGCUUCUGGGCCGCGGCCGCAUCGUCCAGCAGUUGCUCAUCAUGUACCUGGCAGACCGACCGCCGGACGUCUUCCCGCGUGCUGUAAAGACUCACGGCAUUGGGGUCGUAAAUCCUGACCCGAAUAUGCUGCGAGCACAGCUGCCGGCGCGGGCGUCCGACCUGGCUGGCGCUAUCACGGUUGUGUGUGUCGACCAGGUUCACAACCGGGCGGAGCUGCUGGAACGUGUGCGAAAGGCGCCAGGUCUACAGGUGCGAGGACAGGUCAUCGUCGCCUGGGUCCGGUUCUUGCAGCACAACGAUGAGGAGGAGCUGGCUGUUGAUGAGGAUGCUCUGCAGGAGUACGAACGCAUGGGCUGUGCUGCAGGUGUGCCGGACGAAAUCUUGCAUGCCGCCCUUGCGCCGACUGAUCCGGAGGUGGCGAACGUUCUCCGCACCACCUUCCUGCACGAUCGCACGGGUGCGGCAGGUGUGCGGCAGUUCCAGGACGUGGUGGAAGCGGCUGUACGUGAUGGCAAUCUUGCCGAUGCAACUGCGGUACCUGACAUGGAUCCUGUAAGACCGGUGCAGCCAACACUGGCGGAUCCGACCCCGAAUGCAGGACCGGUGCAGCCAACGCUGGCGGAUCCGACCCCGAAUGCAGGGCAAGACCCUGGACCGGGGCCAUUCACCGCCAUCCUGCGUGGACCUGUCGACCAGCCAGUUGAAGGUGCACCAGGUGACGGCACAGCGGCGGCUGCAUGA